Molecule: messenger RNA, 910 nt
Organism: Harpegnathos saltator (Jerdon's jumping ant)
Lineage: Eukaryota; Metazoa; Arthropoda; Insecta; Hymenoptera; Formicidae
Product: Microsomal glutathione S-transferase-like
Exons: 2
Coding region: 156-605 (149 amino acids)
Cellular component (GO): membrane
Source: RefSeq, a predicted model, not a curated record
CAAAGCGUUCCUUCGCACAGAUAUAUGCGAAACGCGCGAGUGUGACCAUCGACUCUUCUGCUACUCUUUGCUCUAACGCGUGAUACGACGCAUACGUGGUCACCGUUAUUAUUUCUCUGCUAGUGAAGUAUCCGAAAGGAGAGAAAUCGACGACGAUGGCGAAUAUCAAUCCGGAGAUCCUCAAGGUGUUCGGCUUUUGGGGCAGUAUACUAGUCCUGAAGAUGUUGGCGAUGAUACCAUUAACGGCACGUCAGCGUUUUCGAAAACAGGUAUUUGCCAAUCCCGGCGAUGUUACCAUGCUGAAGAACUCGGUGCCGAAGGGGAAGGUGGUAUAUGACGAUCCGGACGUGGAGCGCGUGCGAAGGGCGCACUUGAACGACCUGGAGAACAUCGUGCCGUGGUUCAUCAUCACGUACAUCUGGUUGUGCACCGAGCCCUCGAUAGUGCUGGCGAAGGUGCUGAUACGUACCUUCGUGCUCUCCCGAAUAGUCCACACUUUGUCGUACGCGGUUAUGCCGCAACAGCCCCUAAGAGCUAUAUCUUUCUUCGUCGGGUUCGGCAUUCUCGGUUUCGAGGCGCUCACCUCGUUGUUACAUUACUCGUAAUCUCCGUUACGCAACGAAGCCGAUGCUAAUAAGAACGGUGGAAGUUACAUAUAUACAGUAACAAGAAUAUUACUUUUUUACGACGACCGUAAUUAUUCAACCUGAAAAUUCCCCUAUGCGCGAACAUUCCUCAUACUUUAUUCUGAAUGGUGCUCUGUAAUGCGUGCGCAUGCUUUCUAAAAAUUGUAUAAGUAAAUGCCUUGGGCAUUGAGACGAAUUUCACAGAGAUAGUUCGACAGCGAGUUUAUAAAGCAAACCGAAAUGCCGAAUGUAAUCCUAAAUAUAUCUUCAAUGGGGAAAGAAGA